Messenger RNA from Paramecium sonneborni, 615 nucleotides. The record is from the annotation of a GenBank genome assembly. NCBI's taxonomy places the organism in Eukaryota, Ciliophora, Oligohymenophorea, Peniculida, Parameciidae.
AAUGAACGAUGAAGCACAAUCUCAAAUUUGAUUAAAAAAUUUAAUGAGAAAAAAAUAAACCCGCCCGUUAUUUAUACCUAAUCCAGAAAAUGGUGAUUUUCCUUUUGAUAUCAAAAACGCAAAUACUUAAGAUAUAAAAGCUGUAGACUUCUAUAGAAUGUACUCAUCAAUGCAAAUGUUUGUAGAAAAAUUAAUACCAGAUCAGGUACAACAUAUAUUUAUUAAAAAAAGUCUCUGUAAUAAAAAGUACAACUUAAUAUUGAUGCUAUUUACAGAGUGUUUGUUGAGAAAGACUUAAAUCCUCCUCCACCUUAAAAACUUGUUGGAAGAAGAAGUUCUCCAUAUACAUAUUAAAAGCAAGAGUUUUGGCAAUUGGUUGAACACUUAAAUUCUUUAGGAUUUUCUUAUCGUCAAAUAUCAGAGAGAUUGUAAGUACAUUAUGUUUAAAUUUCAACUCAUCAUCGUAGCACUGUUGAUUAUGAUGACGAAGAUUCGGAUUGCAAUUCAUAAUCUGUCAAGAAGAUAAACAAAGUAGAAGAAAAAUAAUAAUUGGUUGUUCAAAAAUAAAUACAACAUGAUGUUUUCUAUUCUGAUGAUGAAAAAGGACAGAAAUGA